AAAAGGAGCCGAGAGAGUAAACACAACAGGAGGGUUGUUCUUCGCGAGGCUCUGUCCUCUGUGGUGACUCUGCAACCCAGACUCAUUCCGACGCUAGGUGAAUUUUUUUUCCAGAAUUUCCGAAAUUUAACUCUCUUUUGGCGACCGAUAUAUCGGCGACAGAGCCUGAAGAAAUAGUCACCCUUUUUUCCAAUGCCAACGGCUCAAAAUUCCGAUAUAUCGCCGAACGUGCCGGUUUCUACAAGAUGGCUUGUAAUUCAAGAAGCGAAAUUGCAACUGUGGCUGGCGGGUCCUCUGAUUGCAGUGAGCUUGUUGCAGUACAGUUUACAGGUCACAGCAGUCAUGUUUGUCGGCCAUCUCGGAGAGUUGGAACUUUCUAGUGCUUCCAUGGCCUCUUCCUUUGCCAAUGUCACUGGAUUCAGCGUCUUGUUGGGAAUGGGAAGUGCAUUGGAAACACUAUGUGGGCAAGCCUACGGAGCCAAACAGUACCGCAUGCUUGGAGUCCACAUGCAAAAAGCAAUGCUAAUAUUAUUAGCAGUAAGCAUUCCCUUAUCGCUAGUCUGGUUCUACACAAGCAACAUUCUCAUGGCUCUUCACCAAGACCACGAGAUAUCUGCCGCGGCAGGAACCUUCAACCGCUGGAUGAUUCCGAGCCUGUUCGCCUUCAGCCUCCUCCAAUGCCUCAACAGAUUUUUACAGACGCAAAACAAUGUGUUUCCAAUGAUGAUCACCUCUGGAGUCACAGCUUUGCUCCACGUUGGGGUUUGUUGGGGACUUAUUUUUAAAUCUGGACUGCGAAACAAGGGUGCCGCGUUGGCAAUUAGCAUUUCGCAUUGGCUUAACGUGGUGUUAGUGGCAAGUUAUGUGCUGUUCUCGCCCACCUGCAGGAAAACUUGGACUGGAUUUUCGAAACAGGCAUUGCAUGACAUUUUCAGCUUUGUCAAACUUGCCAUUUCUUCGGCUGUAAUGCUAUGCCUCGAAUAUUGGUGCUUUGAAAUGGUUGUUCUCUUAUCCGGUCUUCUCCCGAACCCAAAACUAGAAACAUCCGUGUUAUCAAUAAGCCUUAACACAUGUUGGAUGGUUUAUACGAUAUCAGUUGGCCUUGGCAGCGCUAUAAGCACAAGAGUGUCAAAUGAAUUGGGUGCUGGACGACCGCAAGGCGCAAAAUUAGCUCUACGAGUCAUGACUGUGAUGGCUUUAUUAGAGGGUGCUGCAAUCGCAAUAGCAACGGUUUUUAUACGCCAUGUUUGGGGAAAGCUCUACAGCAAUGAGCAUCAAGUGAUCAAAUAUGUUGCUAAAAUGAUGCUACUGCUUGCAGUUUCCGACUUCUUGGAUGGAUUCCAAUGUGUGCUUUCAGGGGCUGCCAGAGGCUGUGGAUGGCAGAAUCUUUGUGUAGCCAUAAAUCUUAUUGCUUAUUAUGCUGUGGGAAUUCCUACUGCUGUGGUUUUCGCCUUCGUCCUCCAUAUUGGAGGAAUGGGACUUUGGAUGGGAGUCAUUUGUGGACUUGUUGUUCAACUAACAGCACUUGUGGUGGUAAAUUUACGCACUGAUUGGAAUAAAGAGGCAACGAAGGCUGCCAAUCGUGUUCAGAAUACCACCUCAGUCAUCGACAGUACGACCUACGUAAUUUGAUGCGGCAGAUCGAAGCUAUCUUUUCUUCUGUUUUCGAUAGAAAUUUAUUGUCAUGAAAUAACAACAAUUCGGAAGCCAAUUGGAAAAGAAAGAACUUCAUUUGGGGACUUGCAGUGACGCUUAGGAAAGUUCAGUAACAAACCAAGCUCCAAACAAGUUGUUCCCAUUUCCUAGGAGUCCUCGACUUCAAAUAAUUGCAUUGCAUUCUAUUUUCCUAUUUAACAUCGAAAGAACACAAUACAGAAUCUGAUUUACGAAAUUCUUGUUGUCA
Pyrus x bretschneideri (Chinese white pear) is the source of this 1903-nucleotide messenger RNA. RefSeq names its product protein DETOXIFICATION 16-like. Gene Ontology annotation, biological process: xenobiotic detoxification by transmembrane export across the plasma membrane. Bases 193 to 1632 code for a protein of 479 amino acids. Lineage: Eukaryota; Viridiplantae; Streptophyta; Magnoliopsida; Rosales; Rosaceae. Gene Ontology annotation, molecular function: antiporter activity; xenobiotic transmembrane transporter activity. The transcript has 8 exons. Gene Ontology annotation, cellular component: membrane. The record is from RefSeq and is a predicted model, not a curated record.